This is a messenger RNA of Branchiostoma floridae (Florida lancelet), 2479 nucleotides long. RefSeq lists its product as uncharacterized. Lineage: Eukaryota; Metazoa; Chordata; Leptocardii; Amphioxiformes; Branchiostomatidae. The transcript has 2 exons. The record is from RefSeq and is a predicted model, not a curated record. Bases 444 to 1721 code for a protein of 425 amino acids.
UUACUUUAUAGUUUGUGGAGUUUAAUCAUUAACACGACUGUGGUGGGUGGAGGGGAAAAACGGUUUGUGUGUGUUGAGCCGUGGUCAGAUGGUCAGAGAGUGGCAACGAAGUAAACAGAGUACUCGGGAUUUCUUCGAGUGUAUUCGUGAAGUUACUGGGAUACUAUCGUCAAUACUCGUCUACAAAUAAUUUGCGGUAUCUCGUAUGGUCUCUUGGACAGCGUUACAACAAGGAAGUACUACAAGUGUACAAGUGCCACAGGAGUUUCUCAAAGUCGUUGGAGAUGGAAAUGAGGAAUGCUGGUGACAGAACGUCUGUGAGUAAACUGUUGGGAUUCAAAACUCAAGAGAAAUUGUCGUUUAUUGUUGGGGCUACACUCAUGUGGUUGUUAACGUUUUCUACAGACUGAGAACUUUUUUUUUAAACGUACAACUCGGUAAGAAUGGCGGCGGGAAAAGUUGCAGGACCAGAACUAGACAUUCACCGGCUGUAUAUGGCACAGAAGAACAAAAUGGAUUACUAUAUGACGGCAAGGCAAAAAGCUACGGACUCUUUGCAAACGGGUGGAGGGGCUACAACCGUUUGGAACCAGCACGUCCUACGAAACGUACCGACGAAACGAGCCGCUCUACAACAGGGGAUCAAUCGGCUGAACUCGUCUACAUUCGGGCGGCUUCGGCCGAGUCCGUUGGGUGGUACGAGAGCUCGCCCCCUCGGCACAUCUCGGAGCAUGUCAGCCAUGUCUCGAGGGAGAAGAUUUCACCAACUUCAAGAUUUCCUUCUUGGAGAAGACUUCUUCCAAGACGACGACGACUUGGCGCUGACUUGUAUGAAACUUCACGAAGUUGUGGUGGUCGGAACUGCGUCGAAAAUGAGUUACAGGGAAACAAAACCUGAGGAAAAGUUACAACAACAGCAAAACGUCGUGUCGACUACGUCGGUUUACCCCGUACAGUUACCGGCUAUAGAGGGGCAGAAGUCCCUGAUUGAACCAAUGGCACAAGAGUCGGUGGUUGCAACGAAACGUACUAGCAAGACUGGAAAACACCUCAGAAAUAAACUUGCGCGCAGGCAAGCGCCAAAAACUUCUUCUCGUGCUUGGGAGCAACCGAGGCCUAAAUCGUGCAACGAGACUGAGUCCUCUGAUUUAGACUUAGACUCGAACGCCACACCACACGAAUGCCAACCGCAAACGAUUGAAGGAAUAACAGACCCCCGGCCUAAAAGUGUUUCAGGACUUAAACCGGUAAAAGGAGUCCACUCCCCUAACCAGCAAUGUACAGACGACGCUUCUACGGAACUUCUCACCGCUAGCAAGUCCCACUCCCUACGGAGUACAAAUCGCAUCACACCGCCCGUGUUAAAACUCAGUCCGCUGACAUACUUCGAAGUGGACCGUAACAAUCUCUGUAUAUCCGAUACUCUUACUACCACUACGCAGAGCUCACCGCGGCCACUGUCACUACCUAACCGGGCGAGGAGGGCAUCAGAGCCGGCAAUAUCGGUCGUGGCUCCGCCGGAGAAGAGAACGGAUUCCCCGCCGAGAAAGUCCAUCAUACGGUCGAAGAGUACAGACGGGACGUCCUGUGACAGUUCUUCGGAGAGCGAAGGGGGUAGGCCCGAGACCAAGAGGUGCGCUAGGACGGUUAGGUUCAUGGGGAUGGAAGUGAAGAUAUAUGCACCCGACGCACCCGUUAUUGAAAUUAGUCAUAAGGGGUAGGUCACUUUAAUAUGCAAAAUCCCACUGGCUUUAUCUUAAACAGUUGAUAUUUUUAUUGGGAUAUUUGGUAGCAUUUUAGCUACCACCGACAAAGUCAACCAUAUUUUAUGGAACGGCUGCCGGUUUGCGCAAAUAGUGCGUUUUGUGCAAGUAAAUUAUUGUUAAAAAGGAGCACCGACUAUACAGUAUUUAAUUGGUGUACAAUAAUUAUUUGUCCUUUAGUUUGAUAUAUAGCUUGAUUGCCCUAAUUCUGUAAUUGACACUGUUGCAAUCUAAAAAAUCUAUUCAGACAUUAUGAAUGUCUCAAAUUGCAUUGUUGUAUAUAACGCUAGUUCACCUUUAUUCGAGGGUAGCCUAUAUUCGUAUUCAAAUGUAGUACGGUGGUUUCAAAUAAUUCAAUAUUUUCAAAGAAUUUGAAACCAUUGUCCGCUAACUUGAUGUCACUGAAUAUUGUUUUAUCGUAUAUAACGGAUAAAGGUCAACCCACGGAUAAAAGUGACCUAGCAUUGCAUAAUGAGUCUCAAUGACCCAGCAAAAAUGAUGUGGAAAUGUAACAAAAAAGCAAAUUCAAUGUUUUCAUGUGAAAAGGACAUAUAAAUGUAAGAUAGACUUUUACGAUUCCAUUUGAUGUGCAUUGUAGUCAGAUUCUUAGUUACAACUUUGAAACUGUUUAAAGGGGGGGGAGUGAAAUGCGUAGCAGCUCACUGAAGGUGGUAUCUCACUGCACUUGGGGCACAGGUGCGGCACUGCGGAGUUCG